Molecule: messenger RNA, 156 nt
Organism: Rodentolepis nana
Lineage: Eukaryota; Metazoa; Platyhelminthes; Cestoda; Cyclophyllidea; Hymenolepididae
Source: the annotation of a GenBank genome assembly
UUUUCGUUUUUUUUCCUUCUUAACUGGGGGGGUUGGAAGAGGUUUGCUCGGUGGAGAGAUCAUUGGUCGAUCCUUUUUCAAAGUGCUAGAAGAUCUAACUGGAGGGGCUGGUGCGGAAGAAUUAGUUCCAAUAUCUCCAUAAAGAAAAGUGGCUGA